AUGGCCCUCAACAACAUCUUUAACACUCCACCACUCACAAUUACUCCCGCCAAAACACCAUUCAUCACCACUCUUAUCCUACGCACCCCCUGCAUUAGCCUACACCCUCCUCCAUAUCCAAUCCUUUCUUCCUCUUCUUCACCCAACCCCACCUUCACUAACCCUCCUAGAGCCUCCCCUCCCCAGAAAUACACUUAUCCUGACCCAAUCCCUGAAUUUGCUGAAGCUGAGACUCGCAAGUUUCGGGCUGAGCUUUUAAAGAAGCUGUCUAAGGAAAGGGAGACAUUCGGAAAUGAUCUUGAUACUGUCAUAGAUGUCUGUGCUGAGAUAUUUAGUAAUUUCCUGCACCAGGAGUAUGGAGGACCCGGAACAUUACUGGUGGAGCCUUUCACGGACAUGUUGAUUGCUCUAAAGGAGAGGAAAUUACCUGGAGCUCCCUUGGCUGCACGGACAGCCCUGUUAUGGGCUCAAAACUAUGUUGAUAAGGAUUGGGAGAUUUGGAAUUCAAUUUCAAACCCACAAAUAUGAUCGUACAUUCAUAUACAUUUCAUUAAUUUGUUCCUUUUGUUGUCUAGUUAUAUAUCAGAAAUCCUAGUCUGGCAUCAACAACUUACAAGAAAUUGGGGACAGCAAUUACAUUAGCAAGAUCUAAUUUCAUCACAACAUAUUACUUUGUAAUAUUCAUGCAUUGCUCUUAUUGAAGCUAUACAGAUGUCUUAUUACUC
Pistacia vera is the source of this 725-nucleotide messenger RNA. Its product is annotated as protein PLASTID REDOX INSENSITIVE 2, chloroplastic-like. Gene Ontology annotation, biological process: regulation of gene expression. The record is from RefSeq and is a predicted model, not a curated record. Lineage: Eukaryota; Viridiplantae; Streptophyta; Magnoliopsida; Sapindales; Anacardiaceae. The transcript has 3 exons. Bases 1 to 528 code for a protein of 175 amino acids.